AUGGCGAACAGCAAAUUCGAAUACGUGCGCGGGUUCGAGCAGCCCGACAAUCUGAUUCCCAACACCUGGAUCGUAGUACGGAUAGACGGACGUGGCUUUUCCAAAUUCACGUCCAAAUAUGAGUUCCUCAAGCCAAACGACAAGAAUGGCCUUGAUGUCAUGAAUGCUGCAGCUGUAGCGGUCAUGAAGGAGCUGCCCGACCUUGUCCUUGCAUUUGGCAACAGCGACGAAUACAGGACUGCGCCUUAUUCGAACGACGAGCCAGGUCAUAUCAACAAUCUGUACAACACCACUUUCUGGACCCUUGUUCAGCAGGGUGGCAUGGGAGCGCGAGAAGCAGAGCAAAGACUCAAAGGCACAGUGUCAUCCGACAAGAACGAGAUUUUGUUCAAGGAGUUCGGAAUCAACUACAACAACGAACCAGAGUGCUUCAAGAAAGGCACGGUGCUGUACAGAGACGUAAGAGACACUUCAGCACCAUCAAUAUUCACGUCCACGUUCUAA
Messenger RNA from Alternaria infectoria, 504 nucleotides. RefSeq lists its product as uncharacterized. Gene Ontology annotation, molecular function: tRNA guanylyltransferase activity; magnesium ion binding. The record is from RefSeq and is a predicted model, not a curated record. The transcript is spliced from 5 exons. The coding region runs from base 1 to 504 and encodes 167 amino acids. Gene Ontology annotation, biological process: tRNA modification. NCBI's taxonomy places the organism in Eukaryota, Fungi, Ascomycota, Dothideomycetes, Pleosporales, Pleosporaceae.